This is a messenger RNA of Mycena indigotica, 1041 nucleotides long. RefSeq lists its product as uncharacterized. NCBI's taxonomy places the organism in Eukaryota, Fungi, Basidiomycota, Agaricomycetes, Agaricales, Mycenaceae. The transcript has a single exon. The coding region runs from base 4 to 1041 and encodes 345 amino acids. The record is from RefSeq and is a predicted model, not a curated record.
AAGAUGUCCACGAUCAACAUUCUCCAAGCACAAGCAAUCGUCGAUAAACACUUUGUAGACAUACACCCAACGAUUGCCGCCAUAUCGAAGGUGGCCCAUGGAUAUAGCUUUACGCCAUGCUUGACAUCGUAUAUCCUUGAUUUGGCUUUGGGGGAAUCGGCCGAAGCAACACAUUCUUCGUUCCUUGUCGUCUCAGCGGACCCAGACGCGUCUACCUUGCCACCAUUCACGCCAAACUCACUAUCGGCUUUCCCCAUGCUACUCGAGACCAUCAGAGCUCACACAUCCAUCCCAAUUCCAAGCCCAAUAGUCGACGACACUCGAACGCUGAUACCUUUCGCAUAUCUUAUCACACCCGCAUAUCCCAUCGUGUCAACGAACCUGGUCUCUCUCGCUCAGGCUCGCGCUGCCAAAGUCCUGACGCCCCACCAACUCGCUCUUAUCGACUUGCAGCUUGGUCAAUAUCUUGGAGAGCUGCACAAAGGCGCGCAGAACGACUGGUUUGGUCUGCCCAGCGCUUCCACGCAGUCGUUUGACUGGCAAGAGACUUUCAUCGGUCUCCUUGAGAGUCUCAUGGACGCUCUGGCUAUAAAGCGUGCUGAUCUGCCUAUUGCCGACCUCCGAGCAUACCUUGCACGAGCUAUCUCCGCAUUUCUUUUCUCCGAUGUGGAAGUGCCAUCGUUAGUCUGGUUUACGGGCGGGCCAGACGACGUUUUUCUAGCAUUCACAUCGUCAGGCGACUUUUCCACAUUUGCGAUCCUCCCAGCUGUCGCCCAUGCCCACUGGGGAGACCCACUGUCUGAAACAUUUUUCCUUGACGCGAGCCCUGCGUUUUGGGAGGGCUAUAAGGCAACUCGCGGUGAAGAAGAUAGUGCCAUCAUGGUAUUUCCUCGUCAGAGGACGAAACGGAUCUGGUAUAAUGUCUUCCUUGCGCUGGUAGUCCUCCAAGAGCGCGAUGGAGUAGGGGACGAGAAGACAACAUGGGCAGAGCAGUGUCUACGCGAUUCGGCUCACAGUCUUAAAGAUGCGCCAUGUUCUUAG